ACAGUGAAGUCUCCACUAAAACAGGUUUUUAAAGAAGAUAGGUAAAAAAAAACAAAACAAGAACCAUUCCCCUAUUCGUAAGCCAAGAUCAAUCUCUAACAGCUCAGAUCACAAUCCAUACCUAAUAAUAGACCACGAGAAAUCUUAUAUUUAAGAAGCUGACAAGCACCUAAGUUUUGGAUCACAAGCUCUCAAGUGUUUGUUUGAAUAACAAAGCAAAAGGCAAUAACUACUAAUAAAGCAAAUAAUUUAAUAAGUGAAGAAUGGCUGGAGGAGCCUUUGUAUCAGAUGGUGGUGGUGGAGGAAGCUAUGAAGGCGGAGUCACCGGCUUUGUCAUUAUCACAUGUAUUGUGGCCGCCAUGGGAGGUCUCCUCUUCGGUUACGACCUCGGAAUCUCAGGAGGAGUUACAUCAAUGGAGGAGUUUUUGAGCAAGUUUUUCCCUGAAGUGGAUAGGCAAAUGCACAAUGCUAGGCGCGAGACUGCUUAUUGCAAAUUCGAUAACCAACUGCUCCAGUUGUUUACGUCCUCACUUUACCUUGCGGCCCUUGUCUCUUCCUUUGCAGCUUCAGUUGUGACUAGGAAGUACGGACGCAAAAUCUCCAUGUUUGUUGGAGGGCUUGCUUUCCUCAUUGGUGCUCUAAUCAACGCAUUUGCAGUGAACGUUGCAAUGCUCAUCAUUGGUAGAUUGUUGCUUGGAGUCGGUGUUGGGUUCGCUAAUCAGUCUACUCCGGUUUACCUCUCAGAGAUGGCUCCUGCCAAGCUAAGAGGAGCACUCAACAUAGGAUUUCAAAUGGCUAUUACUAUCGGGAUCCUAAUUGCAAAUCUUAUCAACUACGGAACAUCUCAAAUGGCUAGGAACGGAUGGAGGGUGUCUUUAGGUCUAGCUGCUGUUCCAGCAGUUGUGAUGGUAAUAGGAUCUUUUGUCUUGCCAGACACACCAAACUCAAUGCUCGAGAGAGGCAAGUAUGAACAAGCGAGAGAGAUGUUACAAAAGAUUCGUGGAGCUGAUAAUGUGGACGAGGAGUUUCAAGAUCUUUGUGAUGCUUGUGAGGCUGCUAAAAAGGUGGAACACCCUUGGAAGAACCUUUUCCUACAAGCUAAAUACAGACCUGCUCUUGCUUUCUGUUCUGCGAUACCCUUCUUCCAACAGUUCACUGGUAUCAAUGUGAUCAUGUUCUACGCUCCUGUUCUCUUUAAAACUCUCGGUUUCGCUGAUGAUGCCUCGCUCAUCUCUGCGGUUAUUACCGGUGUGGUCAAUGUUGUCUCUACCCUUGUCUCCAUCUAUGCGGUUGACAGGUAUGGAAGAAGGAUUCUAUUCCUUGAAGGUGGCAUCCAAAUGAUCAUUUGCCAGAUCAUUGUUGGUAGCUUGAUCGGUGCGAAGUUUGGAACCACAGGAUCAGGGACCUUGACACCUGCAACAGCAGAUUGGGUGCUAGCUUUCAUAUGCCUAUAUGUUGCAGGAUUUGCAUGGUCAUGGGGUCCAUUAGGAUGGUUAGUACCAAGUGAGAUAUGUCCGUUGGAAAUCAGACCAGCGGGACAAGCCGUCAAUGUUUCUGUCAACAUGUUCUUCACUUUCCUCAUUGGACAAUUCUUCCUAACGAUGCUUUGUCACAUGAAGUUUGGUCUCUUCUACUUCUUUGGAGGUAUGGUUCUGAUCAUGACCAUCUUCAUCUACUUCUUGUUGCCGGAGACAAAAGGGGUUCCUAUUGAAGAAAUGGGAAGAGUGUGGAAGCAGCAUCCGUUCUGGAAACGUUACAUUCCUGAUGAUGCUGUUAUUGGAGGAAGUGAAGAGACUUCUGUCAAGGAGGUUUGAGAUUUUCAAGAAAAGUCUAGGCAUUGGUUUUUUUGCUUAGCCGUUGGUGUUUUGGUUGCUUUUUCAAGAGAAUAAGCCAACAAGAUGUGAGAAUCUGCAGGCCGAGAGGACAAGAUGAAGAAGAAUGGAAACUGUUAAAAAAAAGUUUUAUUGUUGAAUUCUUUUACUUGAUUCAAACCAAUAAAUUCAAUCAGAUUUUUCUAUUUUGCAUGUA
This is a messenger RNA of Brassica rapa (field mustard), 2028 nucleotides long. RefSeq names its product sugar transport protein 9. Gene Ontology annotation, biological process: monosaccharide transmembrane transport. NCBI's taxonomy places the organism in Eukaryota, Viridiplantae, Streptophyta, Magnoliopsida, Brassicales, Brassicaceae. Gene Ontology annotation, cellular component: membrane. Gene Ontology annotation, molecular function: monosaccharide transmembrane transporter activity. The record is from RefSeq and is a predicted model, not a curated record.